AUGUUCCAUCACGACCCUUCCUCCGCGGUGACGCCCACGGACGCGACGCGGACGGUGGAGUACUACCGCUACGCGCUCGAGACCGGGCUCAUCUCGCCGCACCACGACCGGCGAUGCGUCUCGCCGUGGGAACACGGAUACGGCGGCGUGAACGCGCCGAACGGGGGGUUCGCGUCCGAGGCGAGGGUCCGAGCGGGAAAGAGGUACCACGAGAUGUCUUCGGAUGACGUCAUGGAGGAGGAUAAAUUGGGGGAGUACGCCGGCGUCGGGAGGUGCGCGUCCGACCGUCGACGCGACGCACAGCUGUCGCUGUCGCCUUCCUACGACGCGGCUAUUUUGACCGAGUCUCGCGCGUCCGGGCACCUCACUUCGAACCCGAAUCGACUCGAACGACCUCUGACCCUCCCGUCGUCCAUCGCUUUCGAUCUCCACAGGGAAGGGUACAGGCGCGCGAAACGGACGUGGCGACACGCGGAGGGGGUGGCUGCGAACGCGGGGUUGGAGGGCGCGGCGACGCCGACGGAGGCGCGAAGUCCGGCGGCGGCGGCGAUCGAGACGCCGACGCAACGGCACGAGCUCGGGCUGCUUCGGACGCUGAGGGACCAGCAAGUGCUCUGGGGGUACUGA
Micromonas pusilla CCMP1545 is the source of this 627-nucleotide messenger RNA. RefSeq lists its product as uncharacterized. NCBI's taxonomy places the organism in Eukaryota, Viridiplantae, Chlorophyta, Mamiellophyceae, Mamiellales, Mamiellaceae. The record is from RefSeq and is a predicted model, not a curated record. Bases 1 to 627 code for a protein of 208 amino acids. The transcript has a single exon.